Molecule: messenger RNA, 453 nt
Organism: Lachnellula hyalina
Lineage: Eukaryota; Fungi; Ascomycota; Leotiomycetes; Helotiales; Lachnaceae
Product: Acetamidase
Exons: 2
Coding region: 1-453 (150 amino acids)
Source: RefSeq, a predicted model, not a curated record
AUGAAUGAGCUCUGGGACGUGCAACUCCAGAAGUGGGCCUACCAGUGCGAGUACUUAGAGCAGUUCCGACUUGCCGAGGAGACGCUGGGCAAAGAGAUUGAUGCUAUCAUUGCUCCGAUCACGCCUACGGCUGCUAUAAGACAUAACCAGUUCAAGUAUUACGGGUACGCUAGUGCUAUCAAUCUUCUGGACUUCACGAGUGUUGUUGUGCCAAUUACUUGGGCGGAUAAGAAUGUGGAUAAGAAGAAGGAGGGGUAUAAAGCGCUGAGUGGUAUCGACGAAGCCGUCCAAGCUGAAUGCGAGUUCUCCAUUCCGGAGUUGGGGAAUGAUCCUGUGGCAUAUGAUGGUGCUCCGGUGGCAGUACAGAUUGUGGGACGGCGGUUGACUGAGGAGAGAAUCAUGGCUAUUGCGGAGGAAAUUGGAAGACUUUUGGGCAAUGAAAUUACCCCUUGA